Molecule: messenger RNA, 1526 nt
Organism: Oryctolagus cuniculus (rabbit)
Lineage: Eukaryota; Metazoa; Chordata; Mammalia; Lagomorpha; Leporidae
Product: olfactory receptor 4F15-like
Biological process (GO): G protein-coupled receptor signaling pathway
Cellular component (GO): membrane
Molecular function (GO): olfactory receptor activity; G protein-coupled receptor activity
Source: RefSeq, a predicted model, not a curated record
UGAGAGUGAAUCUACCAAAUGAGCUAAUGAAUGGAGGAAAUCACUCAGUAGUGUCUGAAUUUGUGUUCCUGGGACUCUCCAAUUCCUGGGAGAUUCAGAUUUUUCUUUUUUGUUUUUCUUGUCUCUUCUAUGUUUCUAGUUUGACAGGAAACUUCCUCAUAGUCAUCACUGUAUCCUUUGACCGUUACUUGUACUCCCCCAUGUACUUUCUGCUGGCCAACCUUUCUGUUAUUGAUUUGAUAUUUUGCUCCGUUGCAGCACCCAAGAUGAUUUGUGAUCUUUUCAAGGAGAAGAAAGUCAUCUCUUUCGGGGGCUGUAUGGCUCAGAUCUUUCUCAACCAUGCUGUUGGGGGUACUGAGAUGGUGCUGCUCAUAGCCAUGGCCUUUGACAGAUACGUGGCCAUAUGCAAGCCUCUCCACUACUUGACCAUCAUGAGCUCACGAAUGUGCACUUUGAUACUAGUCGUUGCCUGGGUCAUCGGUUUCAUCCACUCACUGAGCCAGCUGGUGUUUGUUGUAAACUUGCCCUUCUGUGGCCCUAAUGUGUUAGACAGCUUUUACUGUGACCUCCCUCGAAUCAUCAAACUCGCUUGCACAGAUACCUAUAAACUUGAGUUUAUGGUCUCUGCUAACAGUGGCUUCAUUUCCUUAGGUGCUUUCUUCUUGCUCAUCCUCUCAUACAUCUUCCUCCUGUCCUCUCUUCAGAAACACUCCUCAGGAGGUUCAUCCAAGGCACUUUCUACUCUGUCAGCUCAUAUUACUGUGGUGAUUUUAUUCUUUGGUCCACUUAUAUUUUUCUACACGUCGCCAUCUCCCUCAACACAUCUGGACAAAUUUCUAGCCAUAUUUGAUGCACUUGUGACCCCUUUACUAAAUCCGGUCAUCUACACAUUCAGGAACAGAGAGAUGAAGAAUGCAAUGAAGAGAGUAUUCAGGAGGGUCAUGGCUUCUUAGAAGAAUCGCUGAAAUGGCUUGGUUGAAAUAUGAAGAUUCCAAGUGACUGUUGCAAGUCUAUCAGAGCCAGUGCUUAUGGGGAAAGGACUUUCUACUUGCCAACAUUGUGAGUGCUCAUGGAACUUCAUCGCUUAUAGGGUCUGUCUUGUUACAACUGGAGAAUGGGUGACAUUCCUCCUUGAAGAGAAAGAAGGAUUUUUACCUAAAAUAUAUAGAGAUAAAAUUAUAUCGACUCUUGUUUUUUAUUUUCUGAAAGAACUGUGUCAAUUAAAAAAUAAUAGCUUUCACAGAUAUUAGAUAAUUGUGUAAAUAACUUAUUUCUCAGGAAAACUGUACACUGCUUUCAAGCCUUCCUGCCCCAUAAUUGGUGUACUUGUUAGCAGCAUGCUUUCCUAUCUGCUUGCAUCCCAUAGAUCUUUUUCAUUUGUUUGGCUUUGCUAUGUCAGCCUUUCAAUUAUGGGUGAAAAGGAUAAAUGUUUAGGAUUUGUGACCUUUUACAUAUUCUGAUCCAAAGAUCUUGCUUUCAUGUUUUGUUGGAUAUUUUUUCUACCUUAUUUUCAGUCAAGUAGAUCU